Messenger RNA from Spodoptera litura, 2582 nucleotides. RefSeq lists its product as uncharacterized. The record is from RefSeq and is a predicted model, not a curated record. NCBI's taxonomy places the organism in Eukaryota, Metazoa, Arthropoda, Insecta, Lepidoptera, Noctuidae.
GUAUAUGUACGCUCAGUAACUGGUUUUAUGUUCAUGUAAACGCUCGUAAUCGACGAUGCCGAAGAAGGAUUCCAUGUCUAGUGGACAAGUAGAGCUUUGUGAUGUGAAAGUAGACGUGCUUAUUAAACACAAGAGUCGUCGUAAGGGGAAAAGUGUAGAAGAACUGAGCGUAGGCACAAGUGAGACUAGUAGAGACGUAGACAGUGACGCAACUAGACAAAAGUCGCGUCGAGACAGAUCCAGCAGUCACGAUGGAUUAGAAGGCGGCAGACGGAAGAAGCGAGAUGUUGAACGUAGUGUUGAAAGUGUGGGUGCGAUACAAGCUAGGCGACCGGAAACUGAAAGCAGUGACGACAGUGUAGACAUGAGAGAUCACAAGAAACGUAGGAACUAUGACACCAUAGACCAUGGCGUUGCUAAUGUACACGUGAUGCGACAUAAGAAACGAUUAGCUGUCGCCGACCUCAGCGAUGAGGAAGCGAAUAUGGUGAGACAACAAAGGAGACGAAGGGAUGAACACAGUGGUACCAGUUCAGACCCCACACGUCACAAGCAACGACGCAACACACACUCCGCAGGUCCUUACGAAGGGACCACGAAAGGCAAGCCUAAGACCUCAAGUAAAUCCACAGACUACGUAUACGUUAAUAACGCGUAUGUCGGAAGCCUAAACAGUGUUAACGAAGGAAGAUGUCAACAACCAAUAACAAGCACCUACCGCGAGCAGUACUGGGCCUGCUCCAAGUGGUCACACGGGAAGAAAAUCUUAGCAAUCGGAAUAGGAGUCUUAUUAGGAAUGUCUUUAGUCGGGGGCAUCAUAACUUUGGCCUUAAUCAUCACAGGACAGAAUCCUGAUGAGAUAAUAGGUCCUCUCCUCCCUGGAAACAAUGACAGACACUUCGCCCUAUUUUGAACCAUAGUGAGAACAAAUAUGGAUUAUAAUUCUGUAGAGUAUAACUCUAUUUCAGAAUGCAUUAUUGUGAUUUGAUGGAGGCUGCAUGUGUAUAUUAUUAAGAUCUUAUUAUUUAAGAUAUGUGUUUAUAUUACGCUAUAAUAUAAAUAUAUAAUACAUACGUACAUACAUAACUUCACGCCUGUAUCUCAUGGGGGUAGGCAGAGACUACGGAACGCCAAUUGCUACGAUCCUGACAUAACUCUUUCAUUCCUAGUCAUUAACAAAUCCAAUGUUUUGAUUUUUUUACUGAAAAGUCAAAUAAUAAAUUAUACCUUGUUCUUGGCCUGGUUAAGGAAGGAUAAAUGGUUUUGGAAUAAGGAGUAGAGAUAACAAGUUUCAUACCUCUUGAUAAAACUGUUAAAAUACCACGAGACGCCGUAAAAAUACUAUUAAAUAAAUAUUUGUUACUCACACACGGCUGAACGGAUCGGCAUGAAAUUCGGAUCAGGUGGUGGAUAGUCUUUCUAAAGUAUCUAGGAACUUUGAAUUUGAAUUGCCUUAAGUCUUUAACUGCCUAUAGAGAACUGUCAAAGGCAAAUCCUUCGCUAAUUUCGUCAGUCACCGAGGACCCCCAUGGCGUUUAAAGUGUUAAAGUGUCAAUAAUAUAAUUAUACUGACAUUUAACAAUUAAAUAUAAACAAUUUUAUUCUAAAUACGAAUAACAAGUAUAAGGGACUUUUUUAUGGCAUAAGCCGGUAAACGAGCAGACGGAUUACCGGUAAGCAAUCGGCACCGCCCAUGGACACCUGGAACACCAAGGCGUACAAGACACGCAUUCAGGCAUUCAAUGCACUUGCAUUACUGGCCUUUUGGGAAUUGUGAAUUUGAAGAUUGUGGAGGAUUCGGGGAAUGGGGAGACUGAGCAGGGAGGUUUACUUUAGAUUCACAACUUGAAUGUUUGCUCAAUAUAGCAAGGUAAAGAGAAGCCAUGACGUCACAUAAAAAAUAAUUUGGAAGAGAUUAUACCAGUAGUGACCUAGAUAUACGUCGAGCAUUGUCGAGCAUUUGCCAAGUGAUAACAGUGAUAACGUAUUUUCAGAUUAGUUUGAAAUAAUUUGCUUUAUAACCUUAAAUUUUUUGCGGAUUUUCGAUAGGUUCGUGUAGCUAUGCUUUGUUCGCUUAUCAGGACUGAUAAGUGUAUUGUGACUGAAGUAUCUUUCGAUGAAUUCUAGAAUUUUGGUCUGGUACAAAGAGAAUGCGUUGUUAUUGGUUUGGUACACACAGUUACAGAUCGAGCUAUACGUAACCAAUUUAUCGUGGUCUCGCCUUAUAUGAACUUUUCACACAAUCAAAGGUCAGUUUAUACUGGAUUUAUAUAGCUUGGUGUGUACUUCGUUUACUACGUCACUGGAAAACUGUUCAUAUUACAAUGUGAUAGAUUUUAAUAAUCAGAGUCAACACAUUUAUUAAAAAGUAUAAUAAGUUAGUAAACUAAUACUGCCCGAGCUUUUAGUGUAUCAUUAUAUGCUGCUAAUAAUAAUCGAUUUUCAACCUUAUUGUUUUAUGUAUAAAGUCGAAAAUCAGUUAUUAAUGUAAAUAAGGUCGCGGGCGACCGCUUACUUGUAAACUUUGUAAUUAUGUAAAUAAUUCUAGUACUUAUUUAUGAAAUAAAUUACUUUUUAUAAGA